GUGGUCCUAUCUUCGGUGCAGAAUCACAGCGUCGUCGGCCUUCCCAUUCUGCUGUGUUAAGAACUGACCUCAGAAACGGCAGAUGGUCGCCGCUCCUGGGAAAGGCUCCCGAGCCUCGGUUCCCACGUUCGUGGAUCCACCACGUGCACUGCUACAGCACGCACCUGCCACCCCCACCCUCAUAUAAAGCUCGCUCCCCUUCGCUUAUCCAUAUCACUUCGCUCCCAACUCUCCUAGAGAACGGAUCUACUAGUGCUUCUACAUUUCGCUUGCUUCCUACACGACUUCCACCCACGACUAUCACCAUGUCUGCUUAUCACUUGGAAGAGACAGCCAACCUCGCCAUCGAGGAGUUCGAGAACCGCAAGAACAAGAUGGCUGUUCACAACAGUCGCAACACCUUCUUCGCUCGCAAAGUGCACAAACUCAAAAAGAUGCUACGUGCGCUUCUAAAACGUGACACCCCAUCGCGGCCGACUGUCCAGUCACCCGAGGAGAUCCAGAACGCCAUGAAUGAGGCGCUGGAGGCGAGGCUGCAGGAGGAUGUCAAGAAAUCAGCCGGUGUCUCGGGCAAUGCCAUCAAAGUGGUGCUUCAAGGACGCAUCGAGCUGUGCGGAGUCGAGCCCGGCCAGACGGUGUCCAUCCCUGUCAACUUCCUGAGCACUUCGACCGGUCGCUUCGCCUGGUCCUUUCUGCCACCCGCGGACAGCGACAUCUGCCCCCGCGGCGACUCCGCCCCCUUCACCACAUCGCAGCCCGCUCAACGCCAGGCGCCCUCUUCGUGCCAGUAAUCCCAUGUAAGAUUACUCCACACCUCAUACUACAAUGUCUUUCAUUCCAAUGUCGAUAUAUUGCAUUAACAAACAAUUACCUCGUCGAAUCUACUGGCGAUCUCACAUCUCAGAGUUAAUGAUUAGAAUACUUAAUUUUAACAGAAAAGAGACAAUACUUAAUUUUAUUUGAUAUAUGUAUUCUUGGUAAACAUUAGUUAGGUAUAUUUUAGUAAUAAUGAUAAGAGAGACUGAUUUAUAUUUGAGAUUUGAAAUUAUUUAAUUGAUAGUAAUUCAUUAUCGGUCUUGGAAAACUAUUAUUGUACUUUUCUCAUUCUAUACAAUAUCUUUGGUGCAUCAGAAGUUUUUAUGAUACUCGAUUUAUACUAUAUUACAGAAUGAUUCUUACUAAUUUUUAAUGGAUAUUAAUUGUAAGUAAAUUUUUAUUCAAUUCAAUUCAACAUCUGAAUUCAAUCAUUCUGAGGUAUAUUACAUUUUUUAUUAUGUCUUUCACUCAUCAUUUUAACUGAUGCAUUACUAUUCUUAUUUUAUUCUAAUUCUCGUGAUUUAUUAAUGUUAUUUGGUGAUUCAAUUCAUUCUAAUUCAUGUAUUUAUAUAAAUUGUCCUUUUAUUCACUUUUUUGGAAAUAAGUCAUAAAAUUUCAUUGAUUUCUUCCAUUGUCAUUAUGUUAUUACUUGUCUUUUCAAUAUUAAAGUAGUAUAAAAUUAUUUAAUCAUUUUUUUAUUCAAAUAUACAUUGUCUGUCGAAUACAAAUUAUUAGUAGCUCUGCAUUUACAUUUUCUUGGUUGAAAUUUACUAUCUCAAUUUCUUUUGGAAGAAUUACUGUAAUUGUCUACCUCGAAGUGCCAUCUAUUUUUUGUUAGUUUUAUUCUUCUGUUUUUAGCUGUAAGAUUAUAUUAUAAGUAUUGUGGAUCUUGAUAUUGUGAUAAUACUAUUGUCGCCUGUGAUAAAUGUUCAGCUUUAAAUUGUGAUUUAUGUAAACAACUUCAGGUUUUCAUAAGAUUUCAUGAUUUUGUGCUACAUUACCAUUUUUGCAUUUUCGCAAAAUAAAUUCUAUAUGGUUACUUGAAA
This is a messenger RNA of Nilaparvata lugens (brown planthopper), 1862 nucleotides long. RefSeq lists its product as uncharacterized. Gene Ontology annotation, biological process: Notch signaling pathway; sensory organ development. NCBI's taxonomy places the organism in Eukaryota, Metazoa, Arthropoda, Insecta, Hemiptera, Delphacidae. The transcript is spliced from 2 exons. Bases 306 to 791 code for a protein of 161 amino acids. The record is from RefSeq and is a predicted model, not a curated record.